This is a messenger RNA of Penicillium cinerascens, 1062 nucleotides long. RefSeq lists its product as uncharacterized. Gene Ontology annotation, biological process: regulation of DNA-templated transcription; DNA-templated transcription. Bases 1 to 1062 code for a protein of 353 amino acids. The transcript has a single exon. NCBI's taxonomy places the organism in Eukaryota, Fungi, Ascomycota, Eurotiomycetes, Eurotiales, Aspergillaceae. The record is from RefSeq and is a predicted model, not a curated record. Gene Ontology annotation, molecular function: zinc ion binding; DNA binding; DNA-binding transcription factor activity, RNA polymerase II-specific.
AUGCCCACGUCAUCAUCAGCGCAUCCGAAAGCGCGUCUCUCGUCGCUUGCCUGCAUGGAAUGCCGGAAACACCAUAUCAAAUGCGACGCUCAGAAACCCUCUUGCUCUCGAUGUGUAGCUGCUAAGAUCAAUUGCGUUUUUCUGCCUUCUCGUCGGGGUGCCAGACGCAGGCUCAAGAACACUACACGCUCGGUUACCGACGCAUGGAAUGAUACUAUCCCCUCGACUCCAAGUUAUCCUGAAGAUGGAAUCUUAUUCACGGGAGAGAAUGCCGUGCCCCAGUACCCUGACCCACACCACUUAAAUGGUCUUUUCCAUCAUGGAAGUUUGCCGGCGCCGAUUGUUCCUGAAGGUCGUCUCAUCCGCCUUUAUUAUGAGAACCUCCACUCGGCUCACCCAAUUCUCGUCCCUGCUUCUCUUUUCGAGAGGUGGGAGUAUCCUUCGUUUUUGUGUCAGGUUGUCAAUUUCAUCGGGAGCCAAUACUCGGUGGUGCUCAGCAAUGACAUCUUCCACGAAUCCACUCGGUCGAUGUUGAACGAAACCGCUGAGAGGACGCCUCAUAUGGUCCAAGCUCUACUUUUAUGUUCUAUCAUCAUGCGGGCUCGGAACGAUAUAUCCCAAGCCAAGUCUUCUCUUUCUCGGGCGAUUGACAUUGCGCUAGAGCUCGGAAUGCACCAAGAGAACUUUGCCACAAAAUUCUCUGGUGGCAGAGAAUACGAGGCAGAGAGCCUGCGACGAACAUGGUGGGAACUCUUCGGUUGGGAAGUCUACAUGGCCGCUUUGCAUGCAAAGAGCAACUUGCGAUGUACGGAUGCUUUUUCCAUUGUUGGGUUGCCAUGUGAAGAGUCAAUCUACGCAUCUCUUCGCUCUAUUCCCGAACCAACAUCUCUAGCCUCUUUCAGGGCAAGAAUAUUUGCAGAAGACGAGGACAUUGCCCCUUUCUCUUCCUUUGCCUACCGCAUUGAAGCAGUGCGUAUCCUGGCCAGGGUUUUAGUCCUCAACAGCUUACCCGAGACUCAACAUGAUCACUUGCAAGCCGUCGCAAACACUCUUGUCAGUUAG